CCGGUGACUCCGGUGCGAUCUAUCCCCGUCUUAUGAACCUCACACAUGUCCCACGUUACUCUCUCCUCGUUUCUUAAUCUUGAUUAGCAAGAUGAUGGUGGGUCCUAGCGGUACUAAUAUCUCCUCAGAAGCCCACGCGGUUCUGCCACAGCCACGCUCACGAAUUCCUCCCUCUCUCUGCCUCGUUCCUCGCUUACCUAUGUGACUCCCGCUGCCCAAAUCCACCACCAUGGACGGGGGAUCUCGCUGCCGAACCAUGCCGCCGCCGGCGGCGGCCUCCUGAUUGCUCCUCGCGCGCCACCCUGCCGGUCCACGCCCGCCUCCCCAUGCCAUGGACGGGGCCGGAUCCCGCUGUCCUCGACCCCUCCGGCACCGGAUCCGGCCGCCCCGCCCCCAGCGCAUCGGCCAGGCAUGGCGGAGGAGCAGUUCCUGGCUGCCGCCGUGGACGCUGCCACGAACGGCGGAGAGGCAGCCCUUCCUUCCCUUGCGUCUCAAUCGUUUCUGAACCCAAGAACGGCGGAGAGGCACGCCCGCGGUCCCCUGGGCUUAUCUAACAUUGCUUGUUUUUUAAUCUCGUACUGUGAUCUCGAUUGCUUGGAUCUUGUGAUUUUUUUUAGUACCAUCGUGUACUAUGUGUAGAUGCCAUGUACUAAUUUUUUUUUACCAUGUGCUGUGAUUUUCUUCCUGUUACGUGACCUACAAUUAUGAGUUACAGACGUGGUACUAAGUUUUGAUGGACGGUUACAUGACGAGUUAUUAAAUUUUGAUAAAUGUUUAUGCUGAUUUUUCUUCCCGGUACAUGACGUACAAUUAUGAGUUGAUAUACCCAGUAUACUGAUGUGGUACUAAGUUCUGAUGAAUGGGAACACGAUGAGGUACUAAAUUUUGAUGAAUGUUUGUGCUGAUUUUUUCUUCUCGGUGCAUGACGUAUAAUUAUGAGUUGAGAUACGCAGUAUUUACAGAUGAGGUACUACGUUUUUGAUGAAUGGUUACAUGACGAGGUAUUAAGUUUUUGAUGAAUGUUUGUGCUUUUUUUCCGUACAUAAAAGGUACAUGUGAUGUACAAUAUGAUGUACUCGUCUCAUAAAUUCAUGUACACGAUGUACUUAAAAAUUGAUAAGAUACAUGUCAUGUAUCAUAAUAUAAUUAAACUGAUAAGUUACAGUUCAUGGACCUGUAAAAAGUGGGUGUCUGAAAAAAAAAAGCUGUCAAGUUGUCUAAUUUAAAUCAUAGUGGAUUAGCUAAGAAGAGGAGAAAGAUAAAUAAAUGUGUGGUGAGAACGGUGGGUAGAUAGGCCCGGAGUCUCAGCCUCGGCGUUCGUGGAGCGUAGACUAUAACUAUAGCCACCGUUUGAAGGUUUUUGAACGCGCGUUCGCAUUCCCGCCGCUCCAGCCCAACCAGCAUGCGGCCGUACAUCCCCAAGGCAACCUUCGCCUUCUGCCACUCGCUCCUCUCCUCCCGUCUCCUCCCAGCCGCCGCCUCCCCGGCCGCGCCGCUCCUCCCCGUCCAGGCCCUGCUCACCACGACCGGCCUCUCCCCGCGCCACCCCGAUCUCUCCCUCGUCGCGCUCAACUCCUUCCUUCGCCUCCUCUCCCGCGGCGCCUCCUCCCAGGCCAGCCCGCUCCUCGCCCUCCGCCUGCUUCUCCUCAUGCUCUCCCCCUCCUCGCCGCUUCCCUACCCCGACCACCUCUCCUUCCCCUUCGCCCUCUCCGCCGCUGCCGCGUCCGCCGUCUCCCCGCCACCGGGGCCGCAGCUCCACGCCCUCCUCGUUAAGAACGCUCUCUUCCCCUCCGACCACUACGUCACCACCGCGCUGCUCCAGCUCCACGCGCCCCGCCCGGAGGAAGCGCGGAGGGUGUUCGACGAAUUGCCCAGGCGGGAGGCUAUCCACUACGACCUGGUCAUCGGGGCGUACGCGCGCGCUGGGAUGGCAUCGGAGGGGCUCGCUCUGUUCAGGGCCAUGUUCCUUGACGGGGUGGCCCCGGAUGCUGUCGUGCUCACGACGGCAAUCGCUGCGUGCGCGCAGUCCGGCAUGCUGGAGUGCGGGGAGUGGGUGCACCGGUACGUGGAGAGGAGCGCGCCGGGGCUGCUCGCGGACGCGUUCGUCGGGUCGGCGCUGGUGAGCAUGUACGCCAAGUGUGGUUGCUUGCAGGAGGCGGUGAAGGUGUUUGAGGGAAUGCCUGAGAGGAACGAGUACGUCUGGGGCACCAUGGUUGGUGCGUUUGCGGUGCACGGCAUGGCGAGGGAGGCAGUGGCGUGCUUGGAGAGGAUGGCAAAAGAGGACGGGGUGCGUCCGGACGGCGUGGCAGUGCUUGGAGCGUUGUCGGCGUGCGCACAUGCUGGCAAGGUUGAAGAUGGGCUCAGCCUUCUAAAGGGGAUGCGCCAAACGUACGGUGUCCCUCCUGGGCAUGAGCAUUACAGCUGCACGGUCGACAUGUUGUGCCGGGUUGGGCGUCUGGAGGACGCAGUCAGGCUAAUUAGUACGAUGCCAAUGACCCCGCUCGCAUCUGUAUGGGGCUCUCUCCUAGCAGGCUGCCGGAUGUAUGGCAACGUCGAGUUGGCAGAGGUUGCAGCGACAGAGCUUGGGAAGCUAGGUGCCGGUGCUGAUGAGGGUGUCUAUGUCCAGUUGUCCAACAUUUAUCUCGAUGCCAACCGCAAGGAUGACGCUAGGAGAAUCAGGAAGCUGAUUGGCAGCCGGGGGCUCAAGAAGGUCGCAGCGUGCAGCGCAGUAGAGGUUGAUGGCGAGGUUAGCUCGUUCGUCGCUGACGACCAGGUGCAUCCACGCCGCUUCGAGAUAUGGGACGUCCUUGGGCUUCUCGCAGACCAGAUCGGACAGAAGCCAGACGAGGAGCAAGAAGAAACAACCCUGGUAACGUUCUUGUAACAACAAGCAAGAAGAAACAACCCUGGUAACGUUCUUGUAACAACAAACAACAGUGGCGGAGCUAGCCAGCUCAGGAAGCCUGGGCAGAUUCUGAAGGCGUCCACUUUCAAGCAAAUUUUGCCCAAAAAAAUUAGUCUUCUAUCACCCAAUUAGUCUUCUAUCACGCAAUUGACUGGGGUGGCCCGUGGCCGGGCGGUGGCUCCGCCACUGACAAUCAAUGAGUACUGAACAAGAACAACCAACGGCUGACCAAGGAAUAAGGAAGGAACAGAACAGAACAGAAAUGUUUCAGUAUACCUAGUCUGAGUCAGGCUGCCGAACAACGUUACUCCGGGAGAAAGGAGAAAUGUAUCCAUAAGAAUCUUUUUUUCGAAAGGUCCAGCAAAUGCUGCCUUCCAAUAUAUUAGCAGGGAUAUCCAUAAGAAUCUUGAUGUGCUUAAUGCUGCUAAGAGUCGGUUCAGGAUCAUUAGUGUAGUUUUUCUUCUGUGGUUUGGCCAAUGGCUGGGCUGUUGGAGAUUCAAAUUUCUCCAAGCAGGUUUAUUGGAGCACAUGGAUUUACUCCUGGGAAGUGCUCCUAUGCUUUCCAAGAAAAACGAAAUCCACCAAUUUCAAAGCAAAAUAAGCGGUUGUGAUUAUAUAAGGAAGCUGGCAGCGGGCUGCGGCAGCGAGCUCAGAGCAUCUCCAAUGACCUACCCCAAAUUUUGUCUUUAAAUGUACUGUUUUUGUCUGUUUGAGGGAAGUGAACAUGUGUCCGUCCGAUGUCGGCACUCACCGCCCAGUGACGUCCCCCAAGUUUUGUCCCCAAAUAGAUAUUUCUUUUCUCCUCUCCCUCAGAUCCUCGGUAACCACAUCUUGCUCUCCCUGCAAAGAGAAGAAGCACAACAAAUAUCGAUACAGCACCAAAGCAUGAGACCACAAAGAUAUUUAGUUCAAUCUUUUCUCCCCGUUCCAUUCCAUUUUACAGAUCGAUACAAAUUUUAUGCCUAGCAAUAUUCGACCAUCCAUCACAACUGAAGCAAGCAAGAAAAUCUCAAACGAAGUGCAGAAGUGGAUUGUUGUACAAUUAGGAAAGAGAAGAAGGAAUC
Brachypodium distachyon (stiff brome) is the source of this 3969-nucleotide messenger RNA. Its product is annotated as putative pentatricopeptide repeat-containing protein At3g28640. Gene Ontology annotation, molecular function: RNA binding; protein binding. NCBI's taxonomy places the organism in Eukaryota, Viridiplantae, Streptophyta, Magnoliopsida, Poales, Poaceae. Gene Ontology annotation, biological process: RNA modification. Bases 1403 to 2884 code for a protein of 493 amino acids. The record is from RefSeq and is a predicted model, not a curated record. The transcript has a single exon.